Messenger RNA from Gigantopelta aegis, 848 nucleotides. Its product is annotated as ras-related protein Rab-13-like. The record is from RefSeq and is a predicted model, not a curated record. Gene Ontology annotation, molecular function: GTPase activity; GTP binding. NCBI's taxonomy places the organism in Eukaryota, Metazoa, Mollusca, Gastropoda, Neomphalida, Peltospiridae.
UUCCCUGGCUAUCCCAAAAUGCAGUGCUUUGUUGACAGUUGUCAUAACAACUGAUAACACAUGCUCGCGGCUGACUGAGCCAUCACAAUACGCGGGUACAUGAAGACAUGGAUCUGACGUGACAGUGUGAUGGACAGAAAACCCGGACAUCUGACGAAAGACGUUCAACAGGCAGUAAAUGGGUUGACGUGGAUUAAGGUUCUAGGAAUUGGGAAUGCCUCUAGUGGAAAGACUUGCCUUAUAAAACAUUUCUGCGAAAGCAAGUAUACUACUGGGUAUCAGCCAACUGUAGGAGUGGAUUAUGGCUUCAAGAUUCAGAACAUUGGUGGAAGCGACGUGAGAGUUCAUUUGUGGGACUUGUCUGGUAGUCCAGAGUACAUCGACGUGAGAAAUGAGCUGUACACGGGGUCAGACGCCAUAUUUCUCGUUUACGACGUCACGUGUCAAGCCUCCUUUGAAAGCAUCGACUCCUGGCUGAGGGAAGCUUCAAAGUACUCGAAGGGAAAUCCCGAAAUCUUUCUUGUCGCUAACAAGAUAGACUUAAAUCAAAAGCGAGUUGUAUCUACAGCUGACGGCAAGAAAUGUGCAGGACAGCAUAAACUAAGGUACUACGAAGCUUCUGCUGCGACUGGGGAAGGAGUUGAUAAACUGUUUUCGGACUUGUUGAUGUCUAUCAUAACUGGAAGAAAAAGCGGGCCGACAUCUAGCUGCACCAAUCAGAGACGAGAUUCCAAGGUGCGAGGGUCAGGCGACACGAAAUGGAAUGCUAAACUGGCAAUCGAGAUUCAGUCCGCAGAAAUGAGAGGAAUAAAAUCAGCAAAACACUAAAAUAUAUUUUGUGUGUAUCA